Molecule: messenger RNA, 2126 nt
Organism: Belonocnema kinseyi
Lineage: Eukaryota; Metazoa; Arthropoda; Insecta; Hymenoptera; Cynipidae
Product: kynurenine/alpha-aminoadipate aminotransferase, mitochondrial-like
Exons: 8
Coding region: 104-1363 (419 amino acids)
Biological process (GO): biosynthetic process
Molecular function (GO): pyridoxal phosphate binding; L-kynurenine:2-oxoglutarate transaminase activity
Source: RefSeq, a predicted model, not a curated record
AUGAAAGCUCACCAUAUUCAGUGUUUAUUCGUAGGCUUAAUCAACACAUUGCGUUCUCAGUUUAGCUCUUAAAGUGUGAAAUAGAAAAAUUUUCCACUUUGUAAUGGAUUAUUCUAAAUUUUUUGCUAAAAUAGCCAAUCGAAGACAACCAAAUUUAAUCAGGCGGAUGGCUGAAGACUACAUACAUAACCCAAGUGCAAUAUCUUUUGCCAGCGGUAUGCCAAAUGCACAAACUUUUCCUUUCAAAGAAGUGAACGUUACUUGUAAAGAUGAAAGUCACAUAAAAUUAAAAGAUCGUAAUCUUGAUGACGCACUGCAAUACGGACCCACUAAGGGAUAUUUGCCGCUGGUAGCAAAAUGGAAAGAACUUCAAAAAAAGUGGCACAACCCUAAAUUUGAAAACUGGGAUGUCCACUUUACUUCGGGUUCUCAAGAUGGGAUAAGCAAAAUGUUUGAUAUGUUAAUCGAUGUCAGAGAUCCUGUGAUGGUACAAAUUCCAACAUAUUCAGCAACUUUGGGGGCGCUACUUCCUCUGCUGCCUGAAUUUAUAGGAAUUGAACAAGACCAAGAUGGAAUAAUUCCUGAGCAAAUUUACCAAAAUUGUAAAAAAAGACUUGAAACUAAUAAGCCAAUGCCAAAGUUCCUUUACGUGAACCCAAUUGGUGCAAAUCCAACAGGAACAGUCUUACCUGAAGAAAGAAAAAAGGAAAUUUAUGAAUUGGCUGAAAAAUAUGAUUUCCUCAUCUUAGAAGACGAUGCGUAUUAUUUUCUACACUUUAUGGACGAUCAACCAACUUCAUUUUUAUCAAUCGACACAGAUGGUCGUGUCAUCAGAUUCGACUCAUUCAGUAAAAUUUUUAGUGCUGGACUAAGGUUAGGUGCUGUAACUGCACAUAAGGAUAUUCUUGGAACAUUGUCCUUGCAUUUCCAAUGUUCGAAUCUUCAACCUUCUUCUUUAUCUCAGAUCCUGAUUUACAAACUAUUUGAAUCCUGGAGCGACGAGAAAUACGAGCAGCACUUUAAGGGUAUUCAAAAAUUUUAUCGUGAAAGGCGUGAUAUAAUGAUUCGUAGCCUCACAAAGCAUCUCACAGGAUUGGCUGAAUGGUCCACUCCAAAAGCAGGAAUGUUUGUUUGGCUUAAAAUAACCGCUUUAGAAGAUGUGUAUGAUGUAGUGAUGAAAAAAUGCAUAAAUCAAGGACUUUUUGUUAUUACUGGACACGCUUUUAAUUCAGAUCCAACUCAAAAGAAUCAAAACAUGAGAAUAUGUUACAGUCAUGUCACUGAGGAAGAAAUUGAAAAGGGACUCAGUGUCUUGUCAAAUAUUAUAAAAGAAGAAAUCGCCAGCAGAACAAACAAGAAAUAAAAUUAUAGUUUUUAGAUAAUAAUUGUUGUAGAAGAAAUAUUUUUUUAAUAAACAUACAUAAUGUAGAGUAAAAAUACAAAUUGAAUUUUAUUCCACGCUCAACUGAAAUGGACACCUUUUGCCCCUGAAUAUAGGGGCGAAAGUUGCCCCUAUUUGGGCCUUGGCGGCCCAUGCGGUGAACACUAGCCUAGCCAGGGAGUUGUUUAUCUCUGGAGAGUCGUGGGACAGUUACCUCUAGAGAAAAAGGUUCUCCAAGUACUUAAAGCUGUUGCUCUUGGUGGUUCGGAACCCACCUUAAACUGUAGGUCCCACUCCUACCGCUAAGUAAGUGUGGGGGGGGGUAAAGGAAUAGGGAAAAAAGUGCAAUGAAAAUGUACAUCCUCAGGGGACACAUUAGAAGCUUUCAUUCCAAGUAGCAUAUAUUUUCCGCAAACUGUAUUUGCGGGGCAAAAGUAAAAUUUGCGGGGCGAAAAUAAAAUUAGCGGGGCGAAAGUAAAAUUGGCGGGGCGAAAGUAAAAUCAGCGGAGCGAAAGUAAAAUUGGCGGGGCGAAAGUAAAAUUAGCGAGGCGAAAGUAAAAUUUUCGGAGCAAAAGUGAUGUCUUCGAUCGGAAUUCGAGGCGCGAACAAAGCUAUAGAAAAAUACGUCGGACCCGCUUUUCAGGGCCAAAAGGUGGCCACGGUCGAGAUUGGAAUAAAAUUUAAUUAUUUUCCAUCUAGGCUGAUUUAAGACGUUCAGCAUUUUCUGUUAUUGAAGAUUCUUAAC